This is a messenger RNA of Lachancea fermentati, 1077 nucleotides long. The record is from the annotation of a GenBank genome assembly. Lineage: Eukaryota; Fungi; Ascomycota; Saccharomycetes; Saccharomycetales; Saccharomycetaceae.
AUGACUACACCCACUAAGGAGCCUGCCAUCGACCCAAAGAAGGAGGAAAAAGCUCCUAUUUUGGGAGAAAAGGAAACUGACAAUUUGAAAAGAACGUUAACGGAGACAGAGCAAGAACCUGUUGAUGAACAUACUAAGCGGGUUAAGACUCACAAAGAGGAUGAGGCCGCUUCAAUAGGGAAUUCUGAAACAGACGAGUCAAAGUUAGAUUCGAAAGACGAAACGAAGAAAGGAGAACAAGAUGAUGAAAAGCAUGCUAAUAUCAAAGAAGCAACCAGAGAUGAUGUGGAUAAAGCGAAACUUGGAGAACCGGUAGUAAAAGACGACACAACAGAAAGCUCUGAACAAGAUAAGAAGCCUGAAACGAAGCCCAAGUUCACUUUUGGUGGUUCCUCGGCCUUCAGUUUGGGAUUUGGUGUUACUAAGUCAGCCAACGCAAAAUCUUUCAAGACAAAUGAUGAUAAGGAGAGCGAAGACAGUGACAAGAAGGAGGGAUCAAGCAAACCUUUUGCUUUUGGAUCAGGUUUUGCAUUCGGUGCGGGUUUUGCAGCACUGAACCAAGAAAAAUCUAAGAGCGGCAACAUUUUCAAUAAAGAUGAUCAAGAGACCAAGGUGAAAUCCGAUUCAAAGCCAGAGGAUCACAAGGAAGAGGAUACGUCAGAAACUACUCCGGUCGAGAAAGACGGAAUUGUAAAACUAGAAAAACAGAACAUAGAGUCAGGAGAAGAAUUAGAGAAAUCUAUUUUCCAAGCAAACGCCAAACUGUAUCAAUUAACAAAUCUAGAGGAAGGAUGGAAGGAAAGAGGAGUUGGCGGGCUGCAUGUGAAUGAAAAUCCCGAAACGGGCAAAUCUAGAAUUGUAAUGAGAUCACGAGGCUUACUUAAAGUAAUCCUGAAUGUACCUUUGAUUAAAGGAGUGAGUGUUCACAAAGGAUUCCCAGCAUCACUACAAGGUGAUAAGUUUAUCCGCAUAAUUACGGUCAAUGAGGAAAAGACCCCGGUGCAAUAUGCUUUAAGGACCAGUAAAGCGGAAAUAGCUGAGGAGCUAUACAAUAGUAUUAUCAAACUACUGCCUUAG